Fragaria vesca subsp. vesca is the source of this 1517-nucleotide messenger RNA. Its product is annotated as NAC domain-containing protein 72-like. Lineage: Eukaryota; Viridiplantae; Streptophyta; Magnoliopsida; Rosales; Rosaceae. Gene Ontology annotation, molecular function: DNA binding. The record is from RefSeq and is a predicted model, not a curated record. Gene Ontology annotation, biological process: regulation of DNA-templated transcription. The coding region runs from base 77 to 925 and encodes 282 amino acids. The transcript has 4 exons.
ACUCCUCCUCUUUAUAAACCCCUCUCCCUCUCGCGUUCCUUCUUUGUUUCCCCCAAAAUUGUAAACCUAAUAAUUCAUGGGCGAUGCCAAAGCGACGUCGUUUUACCUCCCACCCGGUUGCCGAUUCUACCCCUCCGAGGAGCAGCUCCUCUGCUACUACCUCUCCCGCAAGAACACCGCCGCCUCCGACGAGUCCGACCCCGGCGACAACGGCUACGAUUUGAUUAAAGAGCUCGACUUGUACGACCGCGACCCGUUUGAUUUGCCGGACUAUGCUUGCUACUCUUACGGCCGCGGCGGCCGGAGGCGGCACUGGUUCUGCUACACGGUUAGGGUUUUGAAGGAGCGGCGGGCGAGGAGCGGGUAUUGGAAGAGGAAGGGAAGGGUUAGGGACGUCGUCGGCGGCGGCGGCGGCGGAGGGAAGGCGGUGCUUGGCCGGAGGAGUAGCUUUGUGUUUUAUUUGGGGAAUUCGCCCAAGACUGCUGUGCGGACUGACUGGGUGCUCUAUCAGUACGCUCAGGUUGAUCAUCUUCAGGCCUCUUUUGUCCUCUGCCGAGUAUUUGUGAGAUCUCAGGGUGGAACUAACAUAUCAGAGAAUGGGUUAAGUUCAUGUGCUGAAGAAACUGUUUCCACAGUACGUCACAUUGGAAUUCAGCAUGAUGGAUUUUAUACUCCUCAUAUUGUUCCUGAGAUUGACGGUGACAAAUCUGUGCCUAGGAACACUGACAAGUCAAAAGAUCAAAAGAGACCGGAGACUGAGGUAGACAAGCAAGUUGAGACUCGGCUGGUAUCAAGUAUUCAGACUAAUGGACAGGUGCCACUAUUAAGUGUUAGCAAUCCAGUAUUGCUUGACGGUUUGUCCUCUGAGCAUCUACUAUCCCUUAUAGAGGGAGACUUCAUAGAGUUGGAUGAUCUCAUCGACUAAUCAUCCAAUACUAAUCUUAAAACAAUUGGAUCGGUCUUAUUAGACUUGGAUUAAAGAUUAGCUCUCAAAGAGGUGAAGCUUUACCUUAAUUUUCAGACUAAAAUAGCAGCUGAAGCAAUAUUCUGAGGUGGUAAAUUCUGAGUUCUACAGUUGUUCUGAUACUGUAAAUACACAACUAUGGAUAAGAAGGGAAGCCUAAGAUCAUUAACUUAAUGGUUGUGAAGUUUAGAAGCACGAUCACCAACUGUAAAGAUUUGCUUACGGCUUCAAAGGCGUGGUUUUCACUGAAACAAGAAAGACUAGAAAAUAUUUGAUUUGAACUUUAUUAGUAUUGGCUGCUUCACUGAGGAACACAAUCCGGCUGCCCCUGUAUCUACGAUAUGCAAACAUUACACUUAUGGAAACAUUAAGUUUUCCAUCACCUCUCUAGUGCCUUCUCUUAAUGAAGGAUCUCUGAUUAUGUUUCCCGUCUUCUUUCAGUUAUUGCAGAGAUUGAUAGAAGUCACAUAACUAUUAUCAGUUCAUUGGUGGCAUUCAGUUAAACAAAUUGUACUUUUGUUAUGCCAUUUAUUUGAUGCAGAGUUAAGUGUUG